AUGGAUGAGUCUCGUAGAAGUUUAUUCAAAAGAAAAGAAAAACGAAAAGUAAAAGGUUUAUGUGAAUGCACAGAUUCGCUGUUAUUCGGAAAGAAUUGUGAAUACUUUCUGCCUGAGGGAACAACAUUCGAGGAAAUUAUUGCUUGGGAAGUGCAGAUGAAAACAAUUGAUUCAUGGCAGAUGCAAUUGUUCGGUGAUAUUGUAUGUUAUACAACAUUAAGUUGUAAUACUGGUCUUUUGUGUCUCGAUUGGCGAGAUAUUUGUGAUGGAGUUGAGCAGUGUAUGUCAGGUGACGAUGAAACAAACUGUGACAAAUUAGAAUUUAAUGACUGUGACGAUGAUGAAUAUCGCUGUAUGAAUGGAAUGUGUAUUCCUGAUGAAUAUUUUCUUGACGGCGACUAUGAUUGUUCAGAUUUAUCUGAUGAGAAACAAGUUUUCAAUGACAUGAAGUGCAUACUUCAAAAAGCUAGUGUCCAGUGCGAUGAUCGGAUGUGUUCACAGGACGAAUAG
Rotaria sp. Silwood2 is the source of this 510-nucleotide messenger RNA. NCBI's taxonomy places the organism in Eukaryota, Metazoa, Rotifera, Eurotatoria, Philodinida, Philodinidae. The record is from the annotation of a GenBank genome assembly.